AUGGCUUUCACCGUCCCUUCCUGGAUCAACGGCACUGAGGAAACUCACGCCGAGAGCUUUCCAGUCAUUGAUCCCUCUACAGGCAAGGCCUGUUGGGACGCGGCGUCUGCAUCCCCCGCAGACGCACUGCUCGCCGUGGAGGCCGCUUCUGCUGCGCUGCCAGGAUGGAAGGCGACGAAGCCCAUGCUCCGCCAGAGCAUCCUGCUCAAAGCGGCGAUGCUAAUGGAGGAGCGCGCUGACGAGCUGUGCGGAUACGUUCGAACGGAAAUGGGCACCGACGCCUUCGUUGCGCGCCACAUCAUCUUGCAGCUGGCCAUCGACAUGUUCCGGGACUGCGCCGGGCGUGCGCCCGGCAUUUGCGGCAGUGUGCCCACGGUCAAGGCAGAGGGCCAGAGUGCAAUGGUGUGGAAGGAACCAUAUGGCGUCAUCCUCGGCAUCGUCCCAUGGAAUGCGCCAUAUGUAUUCGGUGUUCGUGCGGCAGCAACGGCAAUCGCAACGGGGAACACCACGGUUUUGAAAUCGUCGGAGCAUACCCCGCGGUCCUACUGGGCUCUGGGCAAGAUCUUCCACGAUGCGGGCGUACCUCCCGGUGUUGUCAACGUCAUUUCAUGCCAACCGACUGCGGCGGCUGAGCUGGCGAGGGUCAUGGUUGAGCACCCCGCUGUGCGGAAGGUCAACUUCACUGGUAGCGCAUCUGUCGGCAGAAAGGUGGCUUGCCUCUGUAGCCAGAACUUGAAACCGGUUCUGCUCGAGCUCGGCGGCAAAAAUAGCGCCAUUAUUUUGCCUGAUGCCGACUUGCAAAAGGCCGCACAGGCAUGCAUCAUGGGCGGUUUCGCCAACUCCGGGCAAAUCUGCAUGUCAACGGACCGUUUACUGGUACACAUCGAUAUCGAAGCGCAAUUCUUGAAGGCGUUGAAGGAAGGCCUGGAGGCUUUACAAGCGCAGAGCAAUUCUCCCCCGCUCGUCGUCUCGUCCCACUCGGCGUCGCGCUUGGCUUCCGUGCUUGCGGACGCUCAACAGAAAGGGGCAGAGAUCUUCUCUGGCGGCCCGCCACCGAGCGGCGAUGCCGCACAUUUUAUCCCAACCGUCAUUGGGAAGCUGUCCAAGGACAUGGAAGCAUACAAGGAGGAGAACUUUGGGCCACUGAUGGGCUGGGUCACGGUCAAAGACGAAGACGAGGCAGUUGAGAUUGCGAACAACUCCGGCUACGGACUGUCGGCUUCCAUUUUCACUCGAGACCUUCGCAAAGGCUUUGCCUUGGCCCGGAAACUUGAGACUGGUGCGGUGCACAUCAACAGUAUGACUGUGCACGACGAGACCGCGCUUCCUUUCGGUGGGAUCAAUCGUAGUGGCUGGGGUCGCUUCAACGCAGCCGAAGGGAUGGAGGAGUUUCUGGUGACGAAGUCUGUGACUUGGGAUGACUGA
Messenger RNA from Purpureocillium lilacinum, 1425 nucleotides. RefSeq lists its product as uncharacterized. Gene Ontology annotation, biological process: GABA catabolic process. Gene Ontology annotation, molecular function: succinate-semialdehyde dehydrogenase (NAD+) activity. The record is from RefSeq and is a predicted model, not a curated record. Lineage: Eukaryota; Fungi; Ascomycota; Sordariomycetes; Hypocreales; Ophiocordycipitaceae.